Molecule: messenger RNA, 549 nt
Organism: Cavenderia fasciculata
Lineage: Eukaryota; Evosea; Eumycetozoa; Acytosteliales; Cavenderiaceae
Product: Polyprotein
Exons: 2
Coding region: 1-549 (182 amino acids)
Source: RefSeq, a predicted model, not a curated record
AUGAAUGCACUAGCUGCUCUAUCUACCAUCGUACUACCAAAGGGUCGAGAUCUGGUUUGGAAAUACGUAACCAAAUGUCUCCCGCUCGUCAGGGGUGACCCAGUCGCCUCCACCUGUGUGACGUGUGGCAAAGAUGAAUCCUCCAAGCAUUUGUUCUUCCAAUGCAAGGAGACCACGCUGCCAGUGAAGAUACUGAAAGAGGUUACUGCUGCCAACAACAUUCCACCACCAGUCUGGGACAUCACCCUCCUCAACCUCAAACAAACUCCAAUGACUAUAAACUUGGUCGCUGCAACACUAGAACGAAUAUGGUUCCGACGUAAUGAUCUACGUCACCAAAGAGAUGAACCAUUCACUGAACAAUACCUGCGAGCUAGAUUGAUAAGUGAUAUGCGACAUAUUAUAAAAAGAGGUACAAGACUCUGCGUACUCUUCAUCUAUAAUCGUUCACCCUCAGCUUCAUUCCUCUCAUCCUCUUCACCACCGCCAUCCUCUUCUAUUCUCUCUACAACUAUCAAUAAUAAUAUUAAUAAUAUAAUAAUUCACUAA